Molecule: messenger RNA, 3308 nt
Organism: Schistosoma margrebowiei
Lineage: Eukaryota; Metazoa; Platyhelminthes; Trematoda; Strigeidida; Schistosomatidae
Source: the annotation of a GenBank genome assembly
GAUAUUUCAUGCAUAACGAUUCACUGUCUCCUGUCCCUUCAGAACGACUUCUUGGACCUGGAUACGGACAAGGUGUAUGGCCUUUACGUGAACGUUUGGCACUUGCUACUGCUCUUUUAGAUGUAGAUAACCAGCAAGGAAGUUGGGCUGCCACUAGUCGUCGUAUGAUGUGUUUUUCCAGACCAGGUCGACCAUCUACAUGGUGUUCAUCUAAAGCUUGUGCCAAACAAUAUGCUCUGCUUCUGGAUUCCAUUGAGUUAGUUAAACGCCAAAAAAUGCCUGGAAGUGAUUCACAAUCAAGUCAGUUGAGUUUAGCUGAACGCGUUGUGAAGCGUUUGAGUGCUGAACGUGCAGAAGAGUUGAGAUCGCGAAUACGAUGUGGUCAGCGUUACUACAGUUCGUUAAAAGGCAUCAUAUCCGAUGUGGAAUCUGGAAUGUAUGAUAAUCAGUUGACGAACUUAUUAAAAUUAAUGAAUCCAAUCCCAGAUUUUAAAAUGCAAUCAGAAAUUAUUGACGGUGAAUUUGUCCAAACAGCCACACCUCCAAAUAAUGAUUUUUUUCAUCAACAGACUUUUGCUGAAAAUGAUGCAAUCAGUGGCCUACAAACUAAACAACCUAAUAAAUGUUCCAACAAAUUAAUUACAGAAAAUAAUCCUGCUAAUAAUAAACAAAGUCUUAUUGAACUUUGGAAAGAGAUCCAGGAAUUUUAUCAUAUUCCUGAUUCAACAUGGUAUUGUGCUCCUGGUCCAAUAAAUAAUCGAAAUUUUACAGGAGGAUAUGGGAGUGUCACGAACAGAUCUCGUCCGUCUGGUGUAGGUUCGCUUAAUUUUUCCCGUUUAUCAACUUUAUUGGCAGAAGCAUCCUCUCCAGCUCUAAAGCCUGCUACACAGUUCAGAAAUUCGACGAAUAAAGCUUCAAGUUAUAAAUCUAGUUCACAUGAAAUCGGCCACACAACAGCUGUAUCUCGUGCUGCUGAAGCAGCUAAACAAAGAUAUUUAUCGAAGACAAGCAAACACAAAUUAUCAUCUGUUACGAGUCAACCCGCUCGAAUUAACAAAUCCAGUAAGCAAGACAAUAUAUCGAAACAAUGGCCUAAAAAAAUUUCACGCAAUAAUAAAUAUGAUUAUGUUACUACAGCCUCUUCCACUUCUAAAGAAGAUCAUGUAAAUCAAAAUAUCACUCGAAAAUCACAGCCGUCGGAUUGUAGACUAUCUCACCAGAAAAUCCAUAGUAGUAUCUACAAAAAGUCUGAAUCUGAGAAACAAGAACUUUCCGACAGUGAAACGGAACAAGAAGAUGAAGAUUCUACGUUUGACGAAUCGUCAACAGAUAAACAAACUGAUUCACCUUCAUCAACGCCAUCAACUGUUGCAAUGUGUAUGUCUGAUGUAGAGGAUUUUUUAAUUCGGGAUGAUGAAAAAUCAGAGAAAACUAUUCCCAACGAUGAUAAUGCAACCAACUCUACUUUAGACAUCGAUAGACCUGCCACAACAAUACCUGAUGAAGAUGGGAUUGAUGGUUAUAAUUCUGAAAGUGAAAAGUUCACUUUAUCAUCUGAUACCGUUUCUUCUUUGUCUACAGAAGCUGUAGGUGAGACAGACUAUCAGGUUGAAGAAAAAAAUUCUAUUUGUUCUAGUCCUCCUACAUUUGUAAAUACAACUAAUGUGCCUGAAAUUGUAACCGAGGUAGAACUAAAACUUGAUAAUUUGAAUCAGAAGUCACCUGUAGGCAAAGUUUUUGCUAUUUCAAACGAGAGUUUACUUUCUGGUAGUAAGUUAGACGAAACCAAUGAUAAUUCUGAAAACGAAACAGAAGUACGAACUAUUACCGACCUUCAUUGUUCCCUUGCGUCGCCUGUUAAUAUUCAGAUUCCAGUGGAGAAUAUAACCAUUUUGGAGUCGAAAGAUUUUAUGAAUGUGGACAGUAAAGUGGCUCAUGAAGUUGUUAACAUUCCUCAUGUCACAGAAUCUUCCAACGUUGGACCAUCCACAUCUAACCUCGAAAAUGGCGUAGAUAAAAAACUUGGUCUUUCUUCAAAUUUUACAUCAAAACGAAAAGAAUUUAGCAAGUCAAUUUCGAAAAAGGCUCCUGCUUACUCAAUUUUACCUUUUCUUAUCAAAACAGAAAGUAAUAAGAGUUCCCAGAUUAUUACUUCCGAUGAAAAACAUGAUAUGAAGGUUAAAACUAAUGAGAAAUUGGAUCUGAAUGCGCGUGAAAAUAUGAUCAGCGAGUGCAAUACGGAUCAGUUAAAUACUCCUGUUGUGGGUUCAAGCACUCCUAUUCAUUCAAAUAAUGAAUCUGUUCAGUUAAACAAUUCAUCUAUUUCAUUGGGUUCUAAAAACCACAGUCUUCGACUUCGACUUAGUCGACAAGGGAGUCAACUCAUUGUUCUACCUCCGUCUGACUCAAUUGAUAGCUCAUUUCAAGGUUUAAAUACAUCGCAAAAGGAAGCAGCUUUCGAUAACGAAUGUCAUGAUACUAAUUGGUAUUCUUGGGCUAAUCAUUUGUUAUCUAAUGGUGAGCGGAUUAUAAGCGCAUGGAUGUCAAACGAUGAAUCUAUGAUACUUUCUCCUCGCUUAAAAAAUAAUACUUCACCCUCCGAUUUGAAGGAACUGGUUCAUGAAUUAUUAGAUCCUAUCAUUAAUGACUUAAAUAAUGAGUUAAUUAAAUCCAAGUUACAAUUUAUUCAUAGAUUGUUAAGUAUACUUGCUCAUACCGUCAUGACUCGGGGAAGUAAUACUAUUCGAAAUUUCAUAGCUAUGGAGCUAUACAAUCAAUGGUCUGAACAGCUGCAAACAAAUAUAUCAGAACCUGAUUUCUCCUCAACCCCCUAUUGUUCUAAUUCGAAAACACCUCCAUCUUGGUCAAUCGAAACAGAAGAUAAUUCAUUGUAUACCUGUAGAGAUCCGCCUACACUGACACUUGCAUCUUCAUCAUUCAAUUCAUUAUCGUCUAGAAAAUCCAGUGAUACUGUGAAAUCUAUUCCGCCAAUUCUACUGGAAGUUCGUAGUAUGAAUACUCCAACAGAAAGUGAUAGAUGAAAACGGAGCCAUUCGAGUGUUGAAGACAAUAAUGAUGAUUUAGAUAUUUAAAUUUAGUUCUGUAUAUGUUAUAUCUCUCAACAUAUUUAAUAAUACUUUAGCAUGAUAUCUACGUGACUUAAUUUUGUUUUGUACAAUUUUUCCCAUGGAGCGUAAAGCUUUAUUCGAAUUUAUAUUACUUUCUCUUAUAGAUGAUGACAUUAUAUGCAUUUUUAUCUCAAUAUACAAUAGUUCUUUAUUUGCAUACGGAAAUCAGAUGUUAUGUAA